UGUCAGUAGGAGUGGAUCUGUGAUGAAUUUUUGGAGGCUUGGUUAGAGGGGAAAACACAGAACAAUGAAAGAAAGACAAGAAGAAAGAAAAAAGACAAAAGAAAACUGAUCUCUUAUAAGGUGAGUGAAGAGGAGAUGCUGUAAUCUGCUAACCUAAUUAAACUUGAACUUUGGACUCAAGGCAUGUCAAAGUAACUUUACCUGCCAAACUAUAUCUUAGAUAACGACACAUACAACUGAGUUAGAAAAAUAAAUAUCACAAAUGAUCUUAUAGUAACCAUAACUAAAGAAGCACAUACAGAGAACUCUUUUCUCAUGGAAUCAACUCACCCCAAAUCAUCUCUUCUUGACCAGAAUAAUGAACUCUACUCAAAUGUGUUCACAGAAAUUCCACCUCAACCUAAAAUUGCAAAACCAGGUCAUUUAACAGAAGAGCAAAUAAAGAAAUUCUUCGAUGAGGGUUUUCUUAUUGUGAAUGAUAUUUUCACACCUGAAGAACUUCAACCAUGUUGUAAUGACAUUGAAAUCCUAGUUGACAAUCUGGCACAGAAACUGUAUGAAGCAGGGAAAAUUAAUGACCUUCAUGAAGACUGUGGAUUAUUUCAAAGAUUGACAGAGAUAGACAAGGAAUUUUCGGGAGCAUCUAUUCUUAUCUUCAAAUCUCAGAAGUUGACCAAGAGUUUCCAAAACCUUUGGUCCAAUGAAAGAUUACUGAAUAUUGCUGAACAGAUUUUGGGACCAGAAGUUUCUGGUCACCCAGUUUGGAACCUUCGUCCUAAAAUUCCAAAUUCUAAAAUUGUACAAGUUCCAUGGCACCAAGAUAGCGCCUAUUUUGAUCCUGAUUCUUAUGAUCAUAUGAUACUGACUGCAUGGAUCCCAUUCUUGAAUACCAAUGCUAGAAAUGGAGGCAUGCAAAUGGCUCGCUAUGGUCAUCGCACUGGAAAGGUUGCUCACCAUACUUGCAGCCCUGGAGAUACAUGGUAUGUCGAUCUGGCUGAAGAAGAAAUGCAAAAAACAUUAGGUGUUGAUUUAGAGAGAGAUAUUAUAACUUGCCAUGUUCCUUAUGGUGGAAUGCUCCUAUUUCAAAAUAUCACACCACAUCGAAGUUUGUUAAAUAUUUCAAAUGAUGUGCGUUGGAGUGUUGAUUUACGGUGGCAAUCUCCAAAGGAAAAAUGGGGAUUUUAUAAUCUCCAAGAAGGAAUACUAAUGAGAUCAGAAAAACAGCCAGAUUUAGAACCAGACUGGGAAAAGUUUCUUUCAACUGACCGUAAAACUGAGUGGCAAAAACGUUAUUCUAAGAAGGAUGAGAACACUGAUGAUGAAUUUAACACCUGUGUAUCAGGCCCAUGGUUUAAUCGAUGGGAGAUAGUUCACCGCAACAGACACAUCGAGAGCUUCCGGUUUGAUAAUGAAGAAGCUAACUAACAUUUGAAACCAUCAAUACAUUUAAAAAUCAAGUAGUUAAUGUUUUCUCUCUGUCACUAGACCAAGUUGCUGACAACAUUACAGUUUAAGAUAAAAUGGUACAUCUGAAUUAUUGUUAAUGUUGUGCUUAAUUGAAAUAAAACCAGUUUAAUGUUUUAAAUUAUAUUAAGAAAUGUAAAGCUUUAAUCUUUUUUUUAAAAUUUGGAUACUAAUGCACUUCUAUAGAGGUCAUAAAUUUUUGUGAAACAUUAAAUGCAUCUUUAAAAAUAAAUGCUAAGAAAAGAACUGAAAUAUGUUUAACACGAUGAACAUACAAAAUUUCAAAAAUACUUUCUUUUUUAUUUUUCUAUUAUUUUUGUUUUAUUUUAGAGAUUUUGUUAGAUAUCUCAAAAAAUAUCCCAAUUUCCAAUAAUGUUCCUAUUUUCCACCAUAAUAUCAAGGUUCUAAUCAUGACUUCGAUAAAAUUUUCUUUCCAUUAACUGUUUGAAGAUGAAGCCUACUAAUAUAGAAAAAUAUAGAGUUAUUUAAAAUUACGUAAAAUAAGAUAUAUAUGCAUCUCGACAGAUUAAUUCUUUCAUGUUUCUAACACAAAAAGGCAAGUCAAUUUAAAAGCCAUUGUGCAUUAGAAAUUUUGCUGAAUGUAAAGUAAAUCCUACAGAUGGAGGAUUCUAACUACUAAUACCUCACAUUUAGACAAUUUUACAACAAUGCAUUUCAUUUUAUGUUUUCCUUUGUGAUUCGAAAUUAAUUUGUAUGUAACAGUUUUGAAGCAAUCAAACAAGUUUUAAAUUCAGUACAAAUAAUAACAAUAAAAAGCCAUUGACAAAUACAAAUUGAAUUUAUUGUAGAAAAAAAAGUGAGCAAAUAUGUGAGUGAGUCAUCAAUCAUCUCCAAAUAUUAUUGAGAUGUUUUAAUGUAGGAAAUCACAGCAACUGUUCAUAUAUUCUUUUUUUCAUUUUUAUUUAUUUUUUUUUUACAAAAGUCAACAAUUAAUUAACUUCUGUGGAAUAUUGAAACAGAAUGUCAAAAUUUAAAAAUAUAUUUAUACAGAAAAAUUUCAUUAAAUAAUAUAAAUUACUUUGUCUUUUUUAAUGAAUAUAACUCAUAGAAAAACUUUACUUUUGAAUUUUCCUUAAUCACCAAUAGU
Octopus sinensis (East Asian common octopus) is the source of this 2572-nucleotide messenger RNA. RefSeq lists its product as uncharacterized. Lineage: Eukaryota; Metazoa; Mollusca; Cephalopoda; Octopoda; Octopodidae. The transcript is spliced from 10 exons. The record is from RefSeq and is a predicted model, not a curated record. The coding region runs from base 316 to 1425 and encodes 369 amino acids.